This is a messenger RNA of Colletotrichum lupini, 4602 nucleotides long. RefSeq lists its product as uncharacterized. The record is from RefSeq and is a predicted model, not a curated record. The coding region runs from base 1 to 4602 and encodes 1533 amino acids. Lineage: Eukaryota; Fungi; Ascomycota; Sordariomycetes; Glomerellales; Glomerellaceae. The transcript is spliced from 11 exons. Gene Ontology annotation, molecular function: metal ion binding; protein binding.
AUGGCUGAAUUCUUUGGAGUUGCCGCUGGAGUGGCUGGUUUUGUGUCCCUCAUGGUACAGAUUGGUGAGGGCGUCAGCAAAUUGCGAGCUAUCCACGACAAUGCGGGCAAGGCUGCGACCGAUAUCAGCACCCUUAUCCGAGAACUGGAUCUCUUGACACAUAGUGUCAAUGUCAGGAUCACGACGACAACACAUCGGUUCUGGGCUCUAGAGUAUACUCCUUGGGGCGCUUUGCAGCAGAGCUGCGACCUGGAGACCUGCAACACGACAAGAUACGGAGCUUCAGUGAGGCUUGCGUUCUCGCAGUUUGGCAUUAGAUGGGCAGCAGUGCUUGAGGUCUAUGCUAUCACAUCCGCAGGCAGGUUCUCACUUCGUCCGAAUCUCGAAAUGGAGCAAAUAGUGCCGUACACGUCUCCAGGUUUCGAGAUUAUAUGGAGGUGCCAGACGUACAGCAUUGGAUUCGAAGAGGCUAGCGAAAGCCUGAGACAGCUCUACAGAGCAGACCCGCAAGGUUUCAGCCGCCACGUGAAUCCAGGUGGGAAGUCCUAUAUCGAGUGGAUUGGCGAAGGCCCCCACUUGUACUUGCUGGAACUCCUUCUCGAUUUGGGUUACGAUGUCUCCGGAGUUGUUGGGGAUUUUCAAGACUGGCCAGCGCUGUCAUCGCCGAACUGGAUCUCAGAAGCAAUUACCCCAGACCCUUUCUUCAUCGAAUAUUUCAAGAUAGUGUGCACACACAACCAAGGAUUCGCUGGAAUGACACCACUCCACGAGGCUAUACUGAUCGAGUCGACACAAACAGUAGCCAGAUGGAUAUCUAAGUCUAAGAAAGACGAAAAGAACAGCCUCGGGCAGACACCCCUUCACCUGGCUGUUUCGGACCCUCAACGAUUGAAAGCACUCAUUGACUCGGGACAUGAUGUUAACAUGACUGACAUCCAUGGCAUCACACCCCUGAUGUACGCUGCUGCCGUAAACCAGGAUGAAUCCGUCACCCUUUUGAUUGAAGCUGGGGCCUGCAUCAACGCAGGUGAUAAAAAGUAUGGGCGUACUUUUCUACACUACGCCGCCGUGCGUGGACAUUGGAAGUUGAUCCUCAGGUUCCUAGUUCGCCUGGAAGGCUUUGCCGACAAUUGGAUUGUGGAGGGCUGGGCCGAAAGCGCUGUCUUGUUGUAUCACGUCGAAUAUCCCAACCUUGGCAAUCUUGAAAUGCGCGAGGUUUUUCUCGGGCAGCUCUUGAUGAAGUGUCGUACAGCCAACUUGACCUUUGAUGAUGUGACUUCUGGCAUUAAAGACAAUUGUCUGCUACAUUACAACACCGGAAUCACUGACUUCGAGGCUUUGAUGGAGCAAGGGUACAGGCUAUUCAACCAUAUGAAUAGCAAAGGCCAAACCCCUCUGAUGGUAGCCGCCGAAUUGGGCGAACCUGAUCUGGUCAGAAAGCUUGUUGAAGUCGGAGCUGACGUCAAUCUCAAAGACUUUCAUCAUAGAACAGCUCUACACUUCGCUCUUGGUAGAAUGGAGAAGAGCCGAGGCUACGGCUUCUGGAUUGCUAUGGAGACUUUGCGGAUACUGCUGGCCGGAGGCGCGAAUGUCUUCACUAUAGAUGGCUGCAGAUGCCCCUGUUCAUCCUUUGGCCGUCUCUCGGUUGUUGACUUGCUGAAUUCUUCCAGACAUUGGUGGCAAGGGAUAUGGGAGAAGCCUCCAAUCGCGGCGAUGGAGCUUCUGUGCCUCACAGUGGAAUAUAGAGGAGCACAAGAAGGAAAAGACUUGCUGCUUUCUUUCAUUCGGUGGGAGAAGCAUGAGAAGCUUGGAAUGUCCCAUCUUUGCUUCCAGCGUCAUUCAGCGGAUGGCCUCUAUGGCUUUGUUGCUUCAUCUCGUCCACUCUGCCUGCAGGCUGAAGAAGUCGACGACAUACUCGACGAAGAGUCAGAGUUUCUUGCCAUUUUGGAAACUGAGAUGGAAGAAUCAAGUGCCAAGAACUUUGAGCACCUACUUAAGGACUGGCUCAAGCAGAUGAAGAGCAGACUUGAUAAAGAGGUUGAGGAAAAAAGCAGAUCAGAUGCGAAAUGUGUGAAAGGGCAGGCGGAAGUCAAGCAUGGCUACCAGGUGGAUUAUAAACGCGAUUGCUUCUACCACAACUUGGUCGUAGACGUAGACUGGCCAGAUCCUACACGAGCAAUCAGAUCUUCUCUGGCUAUGUACAUCGCUUGGAUCGAGCAUGAAUACGAUCAUGGGGCCACUGCACGCUUGGCUGGACCAUUCCACAAGGACUGGUACUCUACUAGGACCUCAAUGGUUCACAAGUUUAUCGAAGUCUUCUGCAUACCGACAGCAGAGAUUGCACACGCUUUGAAGCGCUCGGAUGCGACUAUCGAGGAAGAACGCUUACACUUCUCGCUCAGGAUCAUGUGCGUCCCUCAACUAUCGCCACUCCGCUGUGGCUUAAAUAAAAUACCCUACAUCGGCCAGUCGUCCAGCGUUCAACCCUCCCUCGGUCCUACCCCAGCAGUCAUUAAUAAUCUGAGCGAAUUUUACGAUGGCGAGUUGGUUGGAAGUCAGAACGCGAGCGGCGGCACCAUCGCCAGCCGGCCCAGAAAGUCGCCUGCAUCCGGAAAGGCCGAUGCGGUCCUAUCGCCAGUGAUCUGCAAGUUCUUUGCAAAGGGCUUCUGCUCCAGAGGCGAUGAAUGCGCCUUCCCUCACAUCUAUCAAACCGUGCCGUCUGGCCCAUCUCACGAGUCUGCGCUGAGAGGCGUGGAGCCCACUGGAUCAGUAGCGGAAGACUCCCGCUCCAAGAUCCCCUGCGUCUUCUUUGCAAAGGGAAAUUGUAGAAGUGGCGUCAAGUGCGCAUUUUCUCACGAUAAUGUCCCAAGAGAAGCAGCAUCAGCAGCAAGUGAAGUUGCGCUGCCCGAACCGCAAGAGAAGUGCACACGUGAGCUACUAGGUGCCUGGGUAAACUUUGGCCCAGGCGCAUCUGUCGAGAAGCUAUCGCUCUUCUCCGACUUUUCUUCCGCCAGCAUUCUCAACCUACCCGCUCAAAGCGAUGUUGCAGCAGUAUCACGACUCCUGAGUCGAUCGGGGUUCGACAUUCCAAGUCUCGCCAUUCGCGCAAGACCUCAAGGCAUAGGGGGCUUGAUGUGUGCUAUCAUCCGGGCAGAAGACCCUGACUUUGCACAAUCACUCUACGAAAGGUUCAAGAAUCCUAAGAUCGAAGAAAUAUCCGGAAUACCAGGAUUGAAGGUCGAAGUGCACAAGCCUCUCAACCUUUAUACAAACAAGGGGUUCACCCACAGGAGGAGCAACUUGGGAAUGCCAUAUUCAGCCAAUUCGUCACCGAAGUUGAGACUAUACGUUCCACCACAAGCUACGAAGGACGACAUUCUCAGCAUGAUUCCUCAGAGACAGCGACCCACAAGUGUAAAACUUGAGGGACUGCAGGACCUGGACAAUACCAAGAGUGAGGUCGACUUGGUUGAAGCUCUACUCGUGGGCAUUGGACCAUUGGAGACGAGACUCAAGGCGGAUGCAGACACCGUUGGCAAACGAGUCAAGGCGAUGGCUCGUUUCUCGGACGAGGCAGACGCUAUGACUGCGGUUAGGUUGCUUAACUCUAAGCCCUUGCCAUUCAACAAGGACGACAGACUCAGCAUCAGUAGAGUUCAUUCUGCAACCUACAAGAUCGCGGAUCAUAUCUUCAGCGCGGUUCUUCUAGACUCCGAGAAAGCUGCUCAGACUUUCCGCUCGAUAAGAGUCAACUUCAAAAGAUUUCCACCGGCAAAUGGCUACGUCACACUGAGACUCGAGAGUGAAAGGGGAGUUGAUCUCGCGGCAGCUGAGACUCACACAGACAAGCUACUCGAAGGACGCUUAGUAUACGAUGCUGGAGGUAAGAAGCCCCUCUGGAGUCCAUCUUUCAAUAAUAAAUCACUGGCGAAUCGACGGCUUCGACCCAUCGAGGGACAGCAUAAAGUGGCGUUUCAGUGCGCUCCGUCCAAAGCCGAGAUCCACGUCUUCGGCUCACCCGAAGCCUCGCAGAGAGCUUGCGAUGCAUUGCUACAGGCUUUCAGCGACAACCCUUCCACAAUCCACUAUGUACCGUUGACCUCUGAGAGUCUGCACUUGGCCAUCAGGGGAGGAUUCAAGGCUAUCUGCGAAAUCCUGGGUGAGGAAGCUGUAUCCCUCAACAUUCUUGAGACACCCAAAAGGUUGGAGAUCAUCGGUCCGCGAGCUUCUUUUGACACGGCUAUGGAUAUCUUGGCCAAAGGACGUUUACCUCAGGAGCAUGAGACAACCGCAGUAGCAGAGGAAUGCUGUCCGGUUUGUUGGACAACGGCUGAGACCCCACUGAAAGUCAAAUGUGGACAUGUGUACUGCCGUGACUGUUUCGAAAACUUCUGCCAAUCGACCGUUGGUAACGGAGAAUCGGGCAUCCGCUGUCUGGCCGACGAGGGCGCUUGUAAUGCCUUGUUCUCACUCCAGGAGCUUCAAGACUCCCUGUCAUCGGUCACCUUCGAAGAGCUUCUUGCUUCCGCGACCGACAUUGCAAGGACCGCCAAAAGUCUUCAGCUGCCGAGGGUGCUCAAAGACCAUUUGCGCAUCAUGUAA